Messenger RNA from Zygosaccharomyces rouxii, 912 nucleotides. It is a transcript of the gene LST8, whose product is annotated as TOR complex subunit LST8. Gene Ontology annotation, molecular function: protein binding. Gene Ontology annotation, biological process: TOR signaling; regulation of actin cytoskeleton organization. The record is from RefSeq and is a predicted model, not a curated record. The transcript has a single exon. Gene Ontology annotation, cellular component: TORC2 complex; TORC1 complex. Lineage: Eukaryota; Fungi; Ascomycota; Saccharomycetes; Saccharomycetales; Saccharomycetaceae. The coding region runs from base 1 to 912 and encodes 303 amino acids.
AUGUCUGUUAUCCUGGUUUCUGCAGGUUAUGACCAUACAAUUAGAUUUUGGGAGGCUUUAACAGGUGUUUGUUCGAGGACAAUUCAACAUUCAGAUUCGCAAGUUAAUAGAUUAGAAAUUACCAAUGACAAAAAAUUGUUAGCAGCUGCAGGUCAUCAAAAUGUCAGACUUUAUGAUAUUCGUACAACUAAUCCAAAUCCGGUUGCUUCCUUUGAAGGUCAUAGGGGUAAUGUGACAUCGGUAUCAUUUCAGCAAGACAAUAAAUGGAUGGCAACAUCAAGUGAAGACGGUACCAUCAAAGUUUGGGAUGUCAGAGCACCAUCAAUACCACGAAAUUAUAAAUUGAACGCACCCGUCAAUGAAGUUGUGAUACAUCCAAACCAAGGCGAAUUAAUUUCCUGCGAUAGAGAUGGUCAUAUACGUAUAUGGGAUUUGGGUGAGAACCAAUGUACACACCAAUUAACUCCUGAAGACGAUACACCAUUACAAUCAUUAUCUUUAGCAAGUGAUGGAUCGAUGCUAGUUGCUGCAAAUAACAAAGGUAAUUGUUACGUUUGGGAAAUGCCAAAUAGAACCGAUGCUUCCAAUUUAAAGCCAGUCACAAAGUUUAGAUCGCAUAAUACUUAUAUUACAAGGAUUCUUUUAUCAUCAGACGUAAAACAUCUGGCAACGUGUUCAGCGGAUCAUACAGCCAGAGUAUGGUCUGUUGAUGAUAAUUUCAAAUUGGAAACUACAUUAGAUGGCCAUCAAAGAUGGGUUUGGGAUUGUGCAUUCAGUGCAGAUAGCGCAUACUUAAUGACAGCAUCGUCCGAUCACUACGUUAGACUUUGGGAUUUAUCUACGAGGGAAAUUGUAAGGCAAUACGGUGGCCACCAUAAAGGUGCUGUAUGUGUGGCUCUUAACGAUGUAUAG